This is a messenger RNA of Punctularia strigosozonata HHB-11173 SS5, 904 nucleotides long. RefSeq lists its product as uncharacterized. The transcript has 2 exons. Bases 89 to 460 code for a protein of 123 amino acids. NCBI's taxonomy places the organism in Eukaryota, Fungi, Basidiomycota, Agaricomycetes, Corticiales, Punctulariaceae. The record is from RefSeq and is a predicted model, not a curated record.
UUUUGCCUCCGCUCGCCAAGCUCGGUCAACGAACAUCUGUGACGUAUGGGUAUGCGCUGGGCGCGCAUCUCCAUAGUCACGCACUCGCAUGUUGGAUACUGUCGAGGAAGGGACGCCGCUCACCACCGGAGGCGCGCCGUACCCGCAAUCAACGACCCGUCAUGCGUCUACGAUCGUCGCAACCGCGGACUUUAAGUGGACCAUCGCCCUCCCGCACGAGAAGAGAGACUGCAUGCGCGACUCCCUCCGCCCCGUCCGCUGGAUCUUCGUCGAUGCCACCGGGACGCACGCGGUAUUGAUUAGCCCGUACGAGGCCAACGCGCUCCUGCCCGACAUCCGUCUCUCGCCGCACGUGCGCCUCUUUCUGUACGCGCCGCGCGCACGCUCGAGCGCAUGGACUUCUUCCCCGUCGUGCACACGCCCGGAAACCCGUUUCCAGAGGAGGCAGUUUACUUCCUGAACCUGUUCGCGGACCAACCCUUCUUCGACACCUAGUCCAAGUACAAGCGCAUCCGGCUCCUCGUCAAGGACCAGUUUGGCCCCAACGCGGUGUCCAAUUUUCACGAGCUCUUCGGGUACCGCAGGAAGAAUCAGGGAUUCAUGCUCAGCCAUAUGGGCCGUCUGUUGCGAGGCAAGAUUGUCGAAAGGGCCGAGUUUGAAGAAGUUAACACAAAGUGGUAGUACCUUUAGAUUACCUCCGUGAUAUAGUCAGCAUUACCUGAACCGUACACUAUUGCGGCCCUAUACCACUACGUAUAACUAGCGACCCAUGUAAUUACUGCUAUUCCUUGCUAUUCCUUGAUCGUUCGCGGAAAACUGGUGCUGCUGACAACCUCGCACUGGAACGAUUCCACGAUGAUCGUGUACUCUCCCACACGACAAUGAAAACCGGACGCAAGGCACU